This is a messenger RNA of Neofelis nebulosa (Clouded leopard), 2554 nucleotides long. It is a transcript of the gene ISL1, whose product is annotated as ISL LIM homeobox 1. Gene Ontology annotation, molecular function: DNA-binding transcription factor activity, RNA polymerase II-specific; cis-regulatory region sequence-specific DNA binding. The transcript is spliced from 6 exons. Gene Ontology annotation, cellular component: nucleus. NCBI's taxonomy places the organism in Eukaryota, Metazoa, Chordata, Mammalia, Carnivora, Felidae. The coding region runs from base 310 to 1359 and encodes 349 amino acids. The record is from RefSeq and is a predicted model, not a curated record. Gene Ontology annotation, biological process: neuron fate specification; positive regulation of transcription by RNA polymerase II; axonogenesis.
CUGCGUCAGACCAAUGGCGAUGGAGCUGAGUUGGAGCAGAGAAGUUUGAGUAAGAGAUAAGGAAGAGAGGUGCCCGAGCCGCGUCGAGUCCGCCGCCGCCGCAGCGCCUCUGCUCCGCCAACUCCGCCGGCUUAAACUGGACUCCCAGCUCCGCGAGGGCGCGGCGCAGCCGGGCAGCGGCUCUCUCAGCCUUGGCAACCCCAGGGGCCACUAUUUCCCACUUAGCCACAGCUCCAGCAUCCUCUCUGAGGGCUGUUCACCAACUGUACAACCACCAUUUCACUGUGGACAUUACUCCCUCUUACAGAUAUGGGAGACAUGGGCGAUCCACCAAAAAAAAAACGUCUGAUUUCCCUAUGUGUUGGUUGCGGCAAUCAAAUUCACGAUCAGUAUAUUCUGAGGGUUUCUCCGGAUUUGGAAUGGCAUGCGGCAUGUUUGAAAUGUGCAGAGUGUAAUCAGUAUUUGGACGAGAGCUGUACCUGCUUUGUUAGAGAUGGGAAAACCUACUGUAAAAGGGAUUAUAUCAGGUUGUACGGGAUCAAAUGCGCCAAGUGCAGCAUCGGCUUCAGCAAGAACGACUUCGUGAUGCGCGCCCGCUCCAAGGUGUACCACAUCGAGUGUUUCCGCUGCGUGGCUUGCAGCCGUCAGCUCAUCCCUGGGGAUGAGUUCGCGCUUCGGGAGGACGGGCUUUUCUGCCGUGCAGACCACGACGUGGUGGAGAGGGCCAGCCUGGGCGCCGGUGAUCCGCUCAGCCCUCUGCACCCGGCGCGGCCGCUGCAAAUGGCAGCCGAGCCCAUCUCUGCCCGGCAGCCGGCCCUGCGGCCCCACGUCCACAAGCAGCCCGAGAAGACCACCCGCGUUCGGACUGUGCUGAACGAGAAGCAGCUGCACACCUUGCGGACCUGCUAUGCCGCCAACCCCCGGCCAGACGCGCUCAUGAAGGAGCAACUGGUGGAGAUGACAGGCCUCAGUCCCCGCGUGAUCCGGGUCUGGUUUCAAAACAAGAGGUGCAAGGACAAGAAGCGAAGCAUCAUGAUGAAGCAGCUCCAGCAGCAGCAGCCCAAUGACAAAACUAAUAUCCAGGGGAUGACAGGAACUCCCAUGGUGGCUGCCAGUCCAGAGAGACACGAUGGUGGCUUACAGGCAAACCCAGUGGAGGUACAAAGUUACCAGCCGCCUUGGAAAGUACUGAGUGACUUCGCCUUGCAGAGUGACAUAGAUCAGCCUGCUUUUCAGCAACUGGUGAAUUUUUCAGAAGGAGGACCGGGCUCUAAUUCCACUGGCAGUGAAGUGGCGUCGAUGUCCUCUCAGCUCCCAGAUACACCUAACAGCAUGGUAGCCAGUCCUAUUGAGGCAUGAGGAACAUUCAUUCAGAUGUAUUUUUUUCCCUGUUGGAGAAAGUGGGAAAGUAUAAUGUUGAACUCCGAAACAAAAGUAUUUAACGACCCAGUCAAUGAAAACUGAAUCGAGAAAUGAAUGCUCCAUGAAAUGCACGAAGUCUGUUUUAAUGACAAGGUGAUAUGGUAGCAACACUGUGAAGACAAUCAUGGGAUUUUACUAGAAUUAAACAACAAACAAAACCCAAACCCAACAUACGCUAUCCAAUGACCUUAGGAGUACUGAAAAAAAAAAAAAAAGACGUUUUUAAAACGUAGAGGAUUUAUAUUCAAGGAUCUCAAAAAAAGCAUUUUCAUUUCACUGCACAGCUAGAGAAAAGCAGAAAUAGAGAUUUUCUAGUCCAUCCUAUUCUGAAUGGUGCUGUUUCUAUAUUGGUCAUUGCCUUGCCAAACAGGAGCUCCGGCAAGUGAGCAGGAAGAGAAAACUGGCCUCCUUGGCUGAAAGUCCUUUCAGGAAGGUGGAGCUGCGUUGGUUUGCGAUGUUUUUCGUUGACUUUAACAAGGGGUUAAUUGAAAUCCUGGGUCUCUUAGCAUGUCCUGUAGCUGGUUUCUUUUUUACUUUUGCCCCUCCCCCUUCUUCUUCUUCUUCUUCUUCUUCUUCUUCUUCUUCUUCUUCUUCUUCUUCUUCUUCUUCUUUUUUGAGAUCCAUCCUCUAUCAAGAAGUCAGAAGCGACUUUAAAGGUUUUUGAAUUCAAAUUUAAAAACCAACUUAUAAAGCAUUGCAACAAGGUUACCUCUAUUUUGCCACAAGCGUCUCGGGAUUGUGUUUGACUUGUGUCUGUCCAAGAACUUUUCCCCCAAAGAUGUGUAUAGUUAUUGGUUAAAAUGACUGUUUUCUCUCUCUCUGGAAAUAAAGAGGAAAAAAAAAAAGGAAACUUUUUUUUUUGUUUGCUCUUGCAUUGCAAAAAUUAUAAAGUAAUUUAUUAUUUAUUGUCGAAAGACUUGCCACUUUUCAUGUCAUUUGACAUUUUUUGUUUGCUGAAGUAAAAAAAAAAGAUAAAGGUUAUACCGUGGUCUUUGAAUUAUAUGUCUAAUUCUAUGUGUUUUGUCUUUUUUCUUAAAUAUUAUGUGAAAUCAAAGCGCCAUAUGUAGAAUUAUAUCUUCAGGACUAUUUCACUAAUAAACGUUUGGCAUAGAUAAAUAAAUAAAUGCAAUGA